Molecule: messenger RNA, 1023 nt
Organism: Aspergillus alliaceus
Lineage: Eukaryota; Fungi; Ascomycota; Eurotiomycetes; Eurotiales; Aspergillaceae
Exons: 5
Coding region: 1-1023 (340 amino acids)
Molecular function (GO): protein binding
Source: RefSeq, a predicted model, not a curated record
AUGAGCUUAGUUGACACCGAGGUCCCGAAAUUGAAGGAUCGGGCAAUGUGGUCGAAAAAGGACAACAUUACGUUGUCUACGAAUGGUGGGCGAGGCGUAGGCGAGGCGUCGGUUGAUCAGGGACUAUGGACAUACAAUAUUGCAGAUGAAUCAUGGCAGUUGCAGCAGACGAGUAUUAAGCCAGUGCGACUACAAGGAGGAGCGUACGCCGAUGCGCCCCAAGUCCAAGCUGCAUAUUGGGUAGGGUUUAUCAAGACAGCGAUACUACGCCCGCCAACACCGAUAUAUACGACGGGGAUGAUUCAGUUCAACACAACAACAGGAACAUUUACACAGUUUGAUGCACCGUUUACCCCUGUGCAGCGGGGAGCACUGGUAUGUGUUCCCGUCGGAGAAAAGGGAGCCCUAGUUUUCGUGGGAGGAGAAGUUCCGUCUGUCCAGAAGGGGAUCAAUGCAACUCUGACUCCUAACCACUGGAAUUAUGCAUGGGUCUACGAUAUCGCAGGGAGCAAGUGGUACAAUCAAACCACUGCCGGCAGCGUGGCAUCCAGAACAGGAUUUUGUGCUGUCGUCGAACAAGAUCUCUCUACGUGGUCGUACCAAAUCUAUGUGAUUGGAGGAGCGGACUACUCGUCAAAGAAGUCGCUUACUGACGUACUAUCGACAUAUUCCGUCCCCCCCGCAACAGCCGAUGACAUCAAAUCCUCGCCCUAUCCAUCAAUAUGGGCUGAUACAGCUUCGAAAUCACUUUUUGUACAGAGAACCCAGGGUACCAUCAACUCCGCGGAUGACACAUCAAGCAACAAGGGUGAUUCACCAACCAACCUCGGGGCGAUAGUAGGUGGUGUGGUCGGUGUUGUUGCCGGUGGUGUUGCCGAGAAUGCACCGGUGGUAAUGGGAGGUGAAAUGCCAGCUGAGGCGCCGCGGCGGGAGUUAGAUGCACGCAGCAAUACGCGCAGUGAAUUACGAGCGAACGAGAGGUUUGCCUACGGACUAGAUGGAGAUCGAAUAUCGGGUGUAUAA